Eruca vesicaria subsp. sativa (arugula) is the source of this 354-nucleotide messenger RNA. The record is from the annotation of a GenBank genome assembly. NCBI's taxonomy places the organism in Eukaryota, Viridiplantae, Streptophyta, Magnoliopsida, Brassicales, Brassicaceae.
AUGGAAACUCCAUACCCUCAGCUCAUCACUCCCUCAACGACUCGUAUCGGAUGGAUCGGCAUCGGAAUCAUGGGAUCCGCCAUGGUCUCACACAUCCUCGCCGCAGGCUACUCCGUCACCAUCUACGCACGCGACCUCGACAAGUCAACGGACCUUCAAACCAAAGGCGCCCGCACCGCCACCACCCCGAGAGAGCUAGCUGAGGUAAGCGACGUCGUUUUCACGAUGGUUGGAAACGCCAACGACGUCCGGUCACUCCUCCUCGAUCCCGACAGUGUACUCUCAGGUCUCAGACCGGGAGGAGUAACCGUCGACAUGACCAGCAGCCAGCCUGCACUUGCGCGUGAAAUUUGA